Emiliania huxleyi CCMP1516 is the source of this 3864-nucleotide messenger RNA. RefSeq lists its product as hypothetical. Lineage: Eukaryota; Haptophyta; Isochrysidales; Noelaerhabdaceae. Gene Ontology annotation, molecular function: DNA-binding transcription factor activity; DNA binding; protein binding. The record is from RefSeq and is a predicted model, not a curated record. Gene Ontology annotation, biological process: regulation of DNA-templated transcription. The coding region runs from base 1 to 3864 and encodes 1287 amino acids. The transcript is spliced from 4 exons.
AUGUCGGACGCCGCCGUGGACGACGCUGGCUCUGCCUCGGUGGCGACAGAGGUGGUGGCGACAGAGGUGGAGGGCUUGCGCUUGAGCCUCUCCAGCCGCAGCAGGACAGGCUAUGCGGGUGUGCACGAGACACCCUUUGGCCGCUUCCAAGCGAAGCACUACGUGGACGGCAGGCCAACCCACCUCGGCAACUUUGGCACGGCGGUUGAGGCGGCGUUGGCCUACGCGCGGGCUGUCGGAGAGGCAGCGCCGGCGCCAGCGGGAGGCAUUGUCGUCAGGGGGAAGCGAGUACGAGGCCCCGCAGACACGGGGCGGGAGGCAAAGGCGAAGCGAGGCGAAGGAGGGUGGCGUGGCAGCAACGCGCUGCCAUCCUCUUCGAAUGACGACGAUGAGGUGGAGGCAGAGGCGGAGGGCUUGCAAUUGCACCUUUCUAGCAACAAUCCCACUGGCUACAAGUGUGUGUACAAGGUUCCGAGCGGCUACAUCGGUGCUGGCCGUUUCCGAGCGUGGCGAACGGUUCACGGGCGGCAAGUCUGGCUUGGCUACUUCGACACCGCAGUGGAGGCGGCGGUGGCCUAUGCGCGGGCCGUCGGCGAGUACCACGAGCCUCCGUGUCCUCCGGCGGUGGCAACAGAGGCGGAGAGAAUGCGGUUGCACCUCUCCAGCCGCAGCAGGACAGGCUACGCGGGUGUGAACGAGACACCCUUUGGCCGCUUCCAAGCGCAGCACUACGUGGACGGCAGGCCAACCCACCUCGGCAACUUUGGCACGGCGGUUGAGGCGGCGGUCGCGUUCGCGCGAGCGGUCGGGGAGCCGGCGGAAGCUUUGGAAGGGCGUUCCGACUCGGCGGAGGAGCUUGCUGGCUUCGACUGCCCCAAGUGCCGCAAGAAGCUGGGCAGCGCCCUCGCUCUCAAGUACCACACAGACAACGCGGUGUGCACAGGCGGCGAGGCGCGGUGCGCUCGCCACCCCCUCUGCUCACGCCCCAACCGGCACCCGGGGCGCUGCAAGCUCCCUGCGCACGUCGUGGCCGCGGCGCGGGCGGUGGCGGCGGCCGCGGCGGUGGCGGCGGCCGCGGCGAAGGCGGCGCGGGCAGAGGCGAGGGCGCAGAAGGCGAGGGAGAGGGCGCAGGCGAUGGCGGAGCGCGGCGGCGGGGGCGGGGGCGGGGGCGGGGACGGGGACGGGGACGAAAGCGAGAGCGGCGUGGAACGAAUGAGGCUCGACAGAGCGGCGGACCUCACGAGCGCGGACAUGCCGACGUGCAACUACGGGCACCCGCCCCGCGCGGCCGCCGCCGACGCCGACGCCAACUGGUACCUCGUAGCAGUCCAGCGGUUGCUGCACGUGCUCACGCAGAAGGAGCCCGGCGGCGCCGAGGACGGGGAUGUCAACCGCGGCUACAUCGUCUUCACGCAGGAGCUGCUCUUUGAGCGCUGCUACCAGACGCUCGGGUCCGCCGCCUCGACAUCUUCCAGCCGCGUCGCGGUAUCGGCGAGGCAGCUGAGCGCGUGGCUCGACAAGGGCCUGAAGAAGCUGCAGGAGGCUGCUGGGGACACCGGCGACGUGCGAGACGUCCUGCAGCGGGUCCGCGAGACGCCCCGCGCCGCAACAAAGGCGCUGCUGGCGAAGCAGUUUGGGGACGGCGGCGCAGAGAUCGCGCUCCCUCCCCAGCCGACCAUCUUUCGCAUGGACAAGGCGCGUGUCGCUAGCCUGCUCAACGCGUGGGACUCGAGCCGCAACUCGACGAAGAUCGACCUUGGGCGCGGCGUCCGCGAGAAGGUGCCCGUUGCACCAAACACCACGCUCCGCGAGGUGCUCUCAGCGGCCUGCACAAAACGCGGCCUCGACGUGGCGACGCGAGGCCUCCGGCACGGCCGCACACGCAAACACCUCGACCUGUCGAUCACAUUCCGCCUCUCUGGGCUUGACAACAACGCGCUCAUCGAGGUGGUUGAGGACGGACAUACCGCCCCGCGCGGUAGCAGCCAGGCGCCGUGCCGGGUCGCCGUCCAGCUGGAGUCGGGCGACCGCCGCACUGGGUCACUCGGCGAUGAGAGCAGCCUGCUAGAGGUGGUGCGCGCGCUCUGCCCCGAACAGCUGGCCGACGGCGCCAUGCCAGCCGGACACGCGCCUGCGAUCCUCUACGGAGGCUCGGGCGACCUCCGCGUCGUCGCGACCGGCGAGGAUCAGCUGCGUAGCACGACACUUGCCAGCCUCGGCGUCGCGAGGGGCAGCGCAGUACUCGUGCGCUUCGUCUCCCUCCCAGCCGAGGGCGGCCCCGAGGGUAUCCCCGCCGUGCCAGCGGCGCCGCCGCAGCCCAGCAUCGCGGACGGACCGGCCCAGGAGCGAGCUGUGCCAUGCAGUGGUGCAGCCUCGGUGGCCGAGGCGGCGGCCGAGGCGGCGCCGGCGCCCGCGCAGCUGCAGCCAUCGCCCGCCGACGCAGCGGCCGCGGCAGCCGACGGACUCACGCUGCGCACGAUGAUGGCGGAGGCGCUCAGGGCGCUGCAGGCGCAAGCCCAGGCGGCGGCGGACGCGGACGCGGACGCGGACGCGGACGCGGCCGUCCUGGACGGCGGCGGGGGCGCGGCGGGCGAGCGGUCGCUGUCGCUCCUCUGCCGCUACGGCUCCAACGUUAUGCGGAGCCCGCACGAGGCGCGCUACCGCACGAUUCGCCACUCGAACGCCGCCUUCAAGCGAGCCAUCGGCCGGCACGACACGCUACAGCAGCCGCCCUCCGCUUCGCACGACACGCACGCCGCCGGCCGGCAGGUCCUCCGCCUCGCCGGCUUUGCCUUCAACGCCGGCGCCGCGGGCGGCGACGACCGGACGUGGUCGCUGCCGCCGACGAGCUCGCUCGAGCCGCUGCAACACCUCUUGCAGGAGGCGGAGGCGCUUCAGCGCGCCGCCCCGCCACGGCCAGCAGCGCGGCCGCCACCAAUGCCGCCAGUGAGCGAGGAGGGAGCUGCGCCGCCGCCGCCACCACUUGCGCCCGCCUCCGCCUCCGCCUCCGCCUCUGCUGCUCCCAUCGGCAGAGCUGGUCCCUCGGGCGGGGCAGGCUCUUCGCGCGGACGCACCAUCACCGAGGCGCAGGUGGAGGCCCUCAAGCGGCAGAAGCUCGAGGUGCGCGCCGACGUCGCUCCCGCAAGCCGCGCGCUCCGCAUCGUCAACCCGGCGGAGGAGGCUGCCGCGGCCGCGCUGCGCUCCGCCGCGCCGACGCCCGAGGAGGAGCCGGCGGACGACUUUUACGAGGUGACUGCGGACGACUUGCGCGCGCUUGCGCUCGGCGGCGGAGGCGGCGGCGACGGCGGCGGAGGCGGGCAGCUCAAGACGCGCGCGAUGCGCGAGCUCGAGGCGCUGCAGUCGAUGCCGACGUACGGGCACGCAUUGGUCCGCGUGCGGUUGCCGGGCGGGCUCGUGCUGCAGGCGGCCUUUCACCCGCAAGAGGCGGUGGGCGCCGUGCUGGCCGAGGUGCGCGGCUGCCUCUCGCCGACGCUUCAGUCGGCACAGCCCUACUUGUUUGUGACCCCGCCCCGGCGCGUGCUCGACGUCUCCCUCUCCCUCGCCGCCGCCGGCCUCGUCCCAGCGGCGACUCUCUUGCUUGGCUUCGACCCACCGGUUAGCGCGGGCGCGGCGGGCAGCACGCCGAGCGAGGUGCUCUCGGCGCGCGCCCUCGCGUUGCUCGCUGCCCCGCCCGACGCCGCCGCCGCGCCUCAGCCGUCCUUCCCGUCGGCGCUCAAUCUUCCGUCGCGCUCCGCCGCCGGCGGUGGCGGCGCGCUCGCUCCGCCGCUCGGAUCGACGAGCGGCGAAGCGGCGGCGGCUGGCAAAGGAAAGGAGCGCAAGGUUCCAAAGUGGCUGCAGCGCUGA